AUGGCUCCUCGUGGAAAAUUGAAUCUUUCAGUAGCAGCAAUCGUGAUUCGGGACAAUCCCUUUCUGGAGGAUAUCGUCUUUGGUGAUUCGAACAAUGUGAGGGCCAUCGCCAUACCGACACUAAUGGUGCGAGGAAAUCGGAAACUUUCAAAUGAGACCAUCAACAAACUGAAUGCUUUGAAAGCUGGUGCACGAGCUUCGAAACGGAACUCCAUUCAAGCAUUCGGAGAGUGCUCCGUUCCUAAACCUCUGAAGAAUCUGAGCGAUUUGAUUGGAUGCGAAUGGCUUCAUGGCGACAUUAAAAUUGAAAGAAAUCAACGAGAUUUGCUUCCACCUCGUGAGCCUCUGAAACAAUUCACGCUAACCGGAUGUGUGAUCGUGAAGCACACAGUAGUAGAAAACAUCGACUUUCUGCGAAACCUCCGAGAGCAACGCUUCCCGGCGUGGCUAUGCCAAAACGGUGUGACGAUGAGGGCUGGAGCCGCGACUGGAGACGAGGCGAAGGCUAACGACGACGACAAGGCAAAGAAUACGACCAUGUGGCAUCUUCUCCUUCUUGCCGGAGACGGAACACCUUUCGGCGAAACAAAAAUCGUCUGCAGCGGGGGUGUCGUCACGUUGGACUACAUCGUCACUACGAUAGCUGGUCAUCACUGUGCAAUUAUAAGAGGAGAUCUCAUCAUCAAAAACUGGACAGGGGACUCGAGUGUUCUGCAAGAUCUGAAGUCAGUUCGAAAAAUUCUCGGUGAAUUACGUCUGGAGGGAAACUUGCGACUAAAGAAAGUGGAUUUUCUCACCGGACUUGAAGAAGUCGAAGUUGGACCAAAUGCAAAGAGCGGUGGUGUUAUAAUCAGAGACAAUCCAAUAUUGGAAGAGGUGCAGUUGGUUUCGUUAAAGAAGGUCAUCUCCUAUGAAAUCAUAGCCGUAAUCAUUGAAAACAAUCCAAGGCUAGCUGUGGACCUGGAUGAGUGGUAUGAGAUAGCAGGGGGAGAAAAUCGGACCAAAUUGCUGUUGACAUACUCGGAAGAUCGUGAUGGAGAAGGUAUCGUACCGCUAUUGGUCAAGAUCACAGCAGCAAUUGUAUUCGUACUUGUGCUGGUCCUAACAGUAUAUUGGUUCGGAUGGGGAACACGAUGGCGCAAAUUCUCCGGUCUCGUCCCAGACAAUGCAAAAACACCCGUCGUAACAAGACAUUAA
This is a messenger RNA of Haemonchus placei, 1197 nucleotides long. The record is from the annotation of a GenBank genome assembly. NCBI's taxonomy places the organism in Eukaryota, Metazoa, Nematoda, Chromadorea, Rhabditida, Trichostrongylidae.